AUGUCUUCGGACGCCGCACUGGAUGAGAAGCUCACGGAACUGCUUCGCGUCAUGGUGAGUCGUCUGCCAGUCAACAAGACGCUGCCAGCGGCGGUCGUGCAGAAGCUUCUGCGCGCCAAGUAUGGUGACGCGUACCCGGAGGCGUACGUGGAAAGCCGUUCGACGUUUAUCGCUGACACCGUCAUGAAGCUGAUGAUCGAAAAGGAGAAGGCUGCCACAGCGGGGGCGGCGAACGGCGACGCCAGUGACGAGGAUGACGAGGAUGACGAUGACAGCAACACAUCAGACGAAGACUCUGACGAGGGAGAUUCUGACGAAGACGAGGCGGAGGAGGAGGACGCAGCAUCCAGCUCUGACGAUGACGGCUUCGAUUCAGAUGACGACGACGACGACGAGGAGGAUGACGACGACGACGCAGAGGAGCCAAAGAAGAAGAGCGCGCGUGUGGAAGAGGUGGACGGGGUUGCUCUGAAAGAUCAGCAGGCGUCUGCAGCGCCCUCCUCGGCAGUGUCCGUGGCCGAGCGCUGCAAGGCCAUGGCGGAAUGCCUGCGCAAGCUGAGCUACCACGUUCGGGCCCCCACCGCUGAGGAGAGCCUGGAGGAUUACCUGCACAAGUUCCUCUUUGCCGAGUUCGAGAAGCACGGCAUGGACGUGGACAAGUACGGCAAAUCGGACAUCAAGCGCUACCGCAUCAAGCGCGAGGUGGAGCUGCUGCAGCAGGACGGAGCGAGUCUGAGCCUCGACCGCCGCAACCGUGCAGGCCGCGGCUUCAGCAACGUGGCUGUCAGCAAAGGGGCCGGUGAUAACGGCUCACAAGCGGGCCCGUCUCCGUCCGCGGCAUCGGCGCGGCAAACUUCGAUGUUCCUCGACGACGAGUAG
This is a messenger RNA of Leishmania mexicana MHOM/GT/2001/U1103, 879 nucleotides long. RefSeq lists its product as hypothetical. The record is from RefSeq and is a predicted model, not a curated record. Bases 1 to 879 code for a protein of 292 amino acids. The transcript has a single exon. NCBI's taxonomy places the organism in Eukaryota, Euglenozoa, Kinetoplastea, Trypanosomatida, Trypanosomatidae.